AUGGCAGGUAGCGGCGGCCUGGGCGGCGGGGCCGGGGACGGCCAGGGCGCGGGGGCCGGGCAGGGGGCCGCACUGCGGGCGCCCCGCGCGUCGCUGGCGCUCGUGGCGCUGGUGCUUGGCGUCUAUUGCCUUUGCGCCCUCCCUGGCCGCUGCCCACCGGCCGCCCGCGCCCCGGCGCCGGCCCCCGCGCCCACGGAGCCGCCCCGUCCAGUCCGCCUCCCGAGAGCGCCCAGCCUGCCGGUGGCCAGCGGCCCGGGCCGCCGGCGCUUCCCGCAGGCACUGAUCGUGGGCGUGAAAAAGGGCGGCACGCGCGCCCUGCUCGAGUUCCUGCGGCUGCACCCCGACAUCCGCGCGCUUGGCUCCGAGCCCCACUUCUUCGACAGGUGUUACGAGCGUGGCCUCGGCUGGUACCGAAGCCUGAUGCCACGCACCCUGGACGGGCAGAUCACCAUGGAGAAGACACCCAGCUACUUCGUGACACGGGAGGUCCCUCGACGUAUCCACAGCAUGUCCCCAGACACCAAGCUUAUUGUGGUGGUGCGGAACCCGGUGACCCGGGCCAUUUCUGACUACGCACAGACGCUGUCUAAGACCCCGGGUCUGCCCAGCUUCCGUGCCCUGGCCUUCCGUCACGGCUUGGGCCCUGUGGACACCGCGUGGAGUGCUGUGCGCAUCGGCCUGUAUGCCCAGCACCUGGGCAACUGGCUACACUACUUCCCCCUGUCCCGCUUCCUGUUUGUCAGUGGCGAGCGCCUGGUCAGCGACCCCGCUGGGGAGGUGGGGCGCGUGCAGGACUUCCUGGGCCUCAAACGGGUUGUCACCGACAAGCACUUCUACUUCAACACCACGAAGGGCUUCCCGUGCCUCAAGAAGGCUCCAGAAAGCAGCCGCCCCCGCUGCCUGGGUAAAUCCAAGGGCCGGCCCCAUCCUCGAGUGCCUAAGGCUGUGGUCCAGCGCCUGCAGGACUUCUACAGACCUUUCAACCUCAAGUUCUACCAGAUGACUGGCCAGGACUUCGGCUGGGACUGAGAAAGUCCAUCCAGCCCUUCCCUGAACCCUUAGUGACCUUAAUUUAUGUCUGCCCACCUGGCCUAGAGCAGGCCGCCUACACGGGCUGGGUAGAGAGAAUAUUUAAGAAAUAAAAUCUGGAUCUGUAUUCUUCCACUUGACCUUGAGGCUGAGGGUGGACAUGCACAUUGUACCACCUGACUCUAGUGGGCUUGUAUCUU
Molecule: messenger RNA, 1229 nt
Organism: Castor canadensis (American beaver)
Lineage: Eukaryota; Metazoa; Chordata; Mammalia; Rodentia; Castoridae
Gene: Hs3st6
Product: heparan sulfate-glucosamine 3-sulfotransferase 6
Molecular function (GO): [heparan sulfate]-glucosamine 3-sulfotransferase activity
Source: RefSeq, a predicted model, not a curated record